AUGGCAGAGUCCAAGAACACCCGGCGCAACCUCACCAUCGCUGCGGCAACGGCCGCGCUGGCCGCGUCGCUGGCGGCCACGGGGCCGAAAGAGGGUCGCUUGGCAGCUGCGCCGCCAGCGACGCCAGCGGCAGCUGCAGCAGGUGCUGGCAUCUCGGAUGCCAUCGACGCCAUCAAUGCUGCAGACCCUCGCGAGGACGAGCUCCAGGUCGGUGAGGAGCUUGAGAAGGCCGGGGCGAUGAAGGAGGACACCCGGCCGAAGGAGUGGCUCUAUGGCAAGCGCAUGAGCCGACGAUUGAGCAUCUUCGCCCCGAACUGCUCUGACGUCGUCAAGAUCGCUGCCCGCUCGCAGCACGUGAAGCGGUGGGUCUCCGAGCGCAAGGAUUAUCCGGAGGGCACUGCUGGCUACAAGCAGUGGCGACAGGAGCUCGGGAGGAUGCAUGGCAAGAUCGCUUCCGAGGAAAUGCUCAAGGCGGGCUACAGUGAGAAGGAAGCAAAGCGGGUCACCACUCUCCUGACGAAGAAGGACAUCAAGAAAGAUGCAGAUGUCCAACUCCUUGAAGAUGUGAUCUGCCUCGUUUUCAUCGAGUACUACUGGAUUCCGUUCUCCAAGAAGCACGUGACGGAGCCUGGCAAGGAUGCCCUGGGCGAGAUGAACGCCACACAGAUGUCAUAUGCUUUCUCGGGCAAAUUGGAGCAGCAGGAAUGCCACAAGUUCGACAAGAUCGUGAAACAGAAGGUACUGUCGGUGCUGCAGAUCGGCGCACGCGGCCUCGCGGCUGGCGCGCUGCGCCACCGGGUCCGUGGCCCUGUGAAUGAGUCCACGCUGGCCCUGGCGUCAGCCCCGCUGGCGGCCCACAUCGACCUCUCCUGUCUGGUCUUCUUCUGCCUGGGUACGAAGCCGGAGACCGUGGCCUCGGUGGCCGGCGGUGCCCUGGGCCUCCACGGCAUGUGCCCAGUUUACAUUGCAGACUGCUACGGCAUCAUCGGUUGGGACAAGAAGGAAAAGCGGAAUGUCGAACUCAUGGAGGAGGGCAGGGGCUCCGAGUACGGCAAGCCCGGAGGCCAAGGCGGUGAGGGCGUUGUCGUCGCGGCGUUUCGGGGCGGCGGCCAUGCGGCUGGCGACGCCGGUGGCGUGCACAUGGUCGUGAGUUCCCACGGCAAGGCAAAGCUCCAAGCCGCGAAGGAUGGAGAGGGUGUGAGCUAUGGCGGCUAUGCCAAGGCAGUUGCGCUAGACCUCGCGAAGGGCAAGAAGCGCAAAGACAGCCUCGUUGUCCUGAAUGGCAACCAGCAGAAGAACCUCCGAACUGGCCGCGAUGAGCCGCCGGCUCAGUCGCAGAAGCCUUGUCCAAGGCUCUUUCGGACGAGUACCUGUGACCAGGAGCUUCAGCGUCAGACACCUUGGAGCACAUGGGAGAUCUUCACGGCGACCCUGCCCAUUGCGAGCAGCAUCAACGAGAUUAUAGAGCAGAUGCAGGGAAACCACGCUCACCAGCAAUUGAGUCAUGGCUUUCAGAAGUAA
Molecule: messenger RNA, 1521 nt
Organism: Symbiodinium sp. CCMP2592
Lineage: Eukaryota; Dinophyceae; Suessiales; Symbiodiniaceae
Source: the annotation of a GenBank genome assembly